Messenger RNA from Paramecium primaurelia, 1091 nucleotides. The record is from the annotation of a GenBank genome assembly. Lineage: Eukaryota; Ciliophora; Oligohymenophorea; Peniculida; Parameciidae.
AUGAUAACCUUCAUCCUUUUAUAUUCUAAUAAUUAAAUCAAAUAGAAAAUAAUAACAUCUUACAAUUUAAGAGAAGAAGCCUCUUUCCUAAGGUUUAUAAGGAAAGACUCAAAAGAAAUAGUUAGAUUGCUGCUCUCAAAUUUAGUAGCAAAUGAUGAAAGUUAGAAAAUGAUUGAGAAAAUUUAAGAUAGGAAAAUGAAAUAUUAAAAAGAUUGAAUACAUGAAAAUAUCAUAUUAUUAUUAGAAACAUUUGAAACUGCAAGAGAAUUUUGUUUAGAAACAGAUGGUAAUCUUUUUUUAGAGAAUAUUAUUAAGUUUGGAUAGGUGUAUUAUUUGGCAUUUUUGAAAAUUAUUGCAAAAUAUCAGAGAACUAAUUUAGAAUCAUAGCUUAAUAAUUAUUUAGAGUAUUACAUUAUCUAAAUUCCAAUUAAAUAAUUUAUGAGACAUGAAACCAUAAAAUAUAUUAAUUUCUGCAGAUCUAAUAAUUAAAUUAAUUGAUUUUGGGUUUGCUAGAGCUAUGUCUUCAAAAAGUUAGUUAUUCAAUCAAAGGAAUUUCUUUAUAUGUGCACCAGAAUUAGUCUAAAAAUAAUCAUAAAUUUGAUUUAUGGUCUUUGGGAGUUAUGCUUUAUGAGCUAUUUGUUGAAUUACCUUCUUUUUGGGCUUUUCAAUUCUACUCUCUAAUCUAGAUUAUUAUCAUAGAUCCUAGAAAAUAUCCAAAAAAUAUGAGUUAAGAAUUUAUAAAUUUCUUAACAAGAUUACUAAAUCUGACACUAUCAUAUAGGUUGGGUAGAAUCCUAUUAGAUCACUUUUAUUCUAUAGAGAAUUGGUUGAACAUAAUUUGGCUCAUGAAAUUAAAAAGCUUACCAAAAAAGUUGAAUUAUCCAUAAAUUAACUACUUAAUUCAACCAAUAAAUGAUGAAAUAUUCAAUUUUCCAUGGUAGUAAGGUGAUUAUUCAAAAUAAUUGCAAAAUUUUAAGGAAGCCUUGCCUCUAUUGGAAUCUUUGCUAAUUUUAAUAAAGGAAUUAUAUCUAAAAUAAUAAAAGUAAGUAAGAUAUAGAAGUUAUUAUUAAAAAUCAAAUAUUAUUAUCUGA